AUGGAGGAGCAGCCGAAGGAGGGCGAGGCCGAGGUCGCCGAGCCCUGGUUCUCCAAGUGGGAACGCCAGUGCCUGGCCGAGGCCGAGCAGCAGGAGCAGCUGCUCCCCGAGCUACAGGAGGAGGCGGCCGCUGACGCGGCGGGGCUCAAGAGCGAGCAGCAGAGGCUGUGGCACCUCUUCCAGAUCUCGGCCACCGCCGUGGCCCAGCUGUACAAGGAUUCCGGGUGCCAGCAGGCGGGACUGUCUCUGUGGGACCCCUUCCAGAAUGCGGCCAUGGCCGUGACCAGCCUCUACAAAGAGAGCGGGCAUGCCCACCAACGAAGUUUUGACCUGGGUGUCCAGGUUGGCUGUCAGCGUCGCAUCAAAGAUGUGCUGGAGUGGGUGAAAAAGGGCCGGAGCACCAUCCGCCGGGAGGACCUGAUUAGCUUCCUCUGUGGCAAAGUGCCCCCUGCUGCUCCCCCGCCGCGCACCCCUAGGAUGGCCCCGAAGCCGCCCGCCGGGGCCGCCAGUCAGGCUGCAGCCACCGAGUCCAGCUCAUCGGUGGACGUCGACCUGCAGCCUUUCCACGAGGCCAUCGCCCUGCACGGCCUCAAUGGCGCCAUGGCCAGCAUCAGCGUGCGAUCUGGCGCGCCCAGCUCUCCUUCGCCAGACAGCGGUGUUGCCAACAGUGGACGUCGAAAAAGUAGCUUCCUCGAGGACGACGUGAACCCGUUCAGCGCCGAGGAACUGGCCCUCCGCCUGGACAGUGGAGGGAACCGCAAGCGCACCUCGGCCCAGUUUGGCGAUGGCACCACACACUCCCCAUCGCACAAGCGCAACCGCGUGGUCUAA
Castor canadensis (American beaver) is the source of this 831-nucleotide messenger RNA. The record is from RefSeq and is a predicted model, not a curated record. NCBI's taxonomy places the organism in Eukaryota, Metazoa, Chordata, Mammalia, Rodentia, Castoridae.